AUGAUUCAAAUAUUCAAGUAUGGACUUUUCUACCAAUCUGUCCCCAUCCUUCCUUUUCCGGAGAAUGUGUUGGUGAGGGUGCGUCACCUGAUGGACGAGCGCAAGGAGCGCUGUGUGGUGAAGAGCGGUCCGCAGUCACUCGCUCUCGCAGGCAAACAGUUCACCUUCGACCAUGUGGCCGGAGAGACUGCCUCGCAGGAGGAGCUGUUUGAGCUGGCAGGGCGGCCCAUGGUGGACAACUGCAUUGCCGGUUACAACAGCACAAUAUUCGCCUAUGGCCAGACGGGUAGCGGGAAGACGUACACGAUGUUUGGAGCUGAGGUGGACACGGCUGACGUGGAACGGAUGCGAGUGGAGGCUGACGUGGAGGUUGGGACGAGAUGGGGGAUGAUCCCGCGCAUGUGUCACCUGCUCUUUACCCAGCUAAAACAGGAGAAGCAGCGGAGGGGUGAGAGCUUUGCCUUCACAUGCACGUGCUCAUAUCUUGAGAUAUACAACGACAAGUUGUCUGACCUGCUCAACCCCAACCCCGACCCCAAUCUUGGCAAACUGGAG
This is a messenger RNA of Closterium sp. Naga37s-1, 555 nucleotides long. NCBI's taxonomy places the organism in Eukaryota, Viridiplantae, Streptophyta, Zygnematophyceae, Desmidiales, Closteriaceae. The record is from the annotation of a GenBank genome assembly.